AUGCUUGAUGAAACUAUUUCACCUGAUAAAACCAUAAGUUUCAUCAUAGUUUCGUCACUAUUAUGUCUUGUCAGGUCACAUAAGUUUUCAAGUGUGAUGCUGGAGAACGAAAACAGCUACAAAAGACGAAAUGAAGAUAACAAAAGAGCGAAGACACUUAUGAACAGUGACAUAAUCGAAGCGAUGCCACCACGAGUGACAGUUCCAGCUAACGACAGCUCCAACAUAUGA
This is a messenger RNA of Dentiscutata erythropus, 231 nucleotides long. The record is from the annotation of a GenBank genome assembly. Lineage: Eukaryota; Fungi; Glomeromycota; Glomeromycetes; Diversisporales; Gigasporaceae.